CCAUUCACAGAAUCACAGGACAGGACCCCGACUGUCUCAAAUCAAAUCAAAUCAAAUCAAAUCAAAUGUGGGCGUCCGCUAUAAGACUCAAACCGCCGAGGCCGAGUCUGAGUCCGAGUCUCAUUCCUCGCUCGCUUCCCCGCACUACUACCACUUCUCCCGCAACUCCUCUGUUGCCUUCUCCUCGAACCCUCAUCUUUCUUUACUGCUCUUCUAGGAAGGUCGCCACGCUGGCCGCCAUGAGCGGAGCCAAGCCUGAUUCCUGCCAGUCCUCCCCCGAUCACGUCUCCGGGGAUUGGUACCCCGUGCCGGAGCUCCGGCUUCGCGACCAUCGCUUCACUGUUCCCCUCGACUACUCUCUUGAUUCACCGACUUGCCCUAAGAUCAUCGUCUUUGCCCGCGAGGUGGUCGGAGUGGGUAAAGAAGAACUUCCACUUCCCUAUCUGUUAUUCUUGCAAGGCGGACCAGGUUUUGAGUGCCCUAGACCAACUGAAGCUAGUGGAUGGAUAGGUAAAGCUUGCGAAGAAUAUCGUGUUAUACUAAUGGAUCAGGCAUGAACAGGUCUGUCAACUCCUUUAACAACAUCAUCUAUGUCUCAGAUGAAGUCUGCCAAGGAUUUAGUUGAUUACCUAAAACAUUUUAGAGCUGACAAUAUAGUAAAUGACGCGGAAUUCAUUCGGAAGCGGCUUGUUCCUGAUGCUGGAACAUGGUCAAUUUUGGGCCAGAGCUAUGGUGGCUUUUGUGCUGUUACUUAUUUGAGUUUUGCACCACAAGGCCUCAAACAAGUACUUCUGACUGGUGGAAUCCCUCCAGUUGGAAGCAAUUGUACAGCAGAUGCUGUGUAUAGAGCAUGCUUUCCGCGGAUUAUUCACCAGAAUGAAAAGUAUUACAAGAGGUUUCCUCAGGAUAUUGAAAUAGUACGUGAAGUUGUAAACCACUUGGCAGAUUCUGAAGGAGGCGGGGUACCUCUUCCAUCUGGUGGCAUCUUAACUCCAAGGGGGCUCCAAACCCUAGGUCUUUCUGGUUUAGGAUCUAGUACUGGUUUUGAGCGCUUGCAUUAUAUGUUUGAGAGGGUCUGGGAUCCUGUAAUAGCUCCAGGAGCAGAAAAGAAAAUCAGUUAUUACUUCUUGAAUGCGUUUGAGAAGUGGUUGAGUUUCGAUACAAAUCCACUCUAUGCCCUUCUACAUGAGGCCAUAUACUGUCAGGGUGCUUCUUCACAAUGGUCUGCUGACAGAAUAAGGGCUGAAAAUGAGAGCAAAUUUGAUGCAAUUAAAGCUGUAAAGGAUGGCCACCCUGUACUUUUCACUGGAGAGAUGAUAUUCCCAUGGAUGUUUGAGGAGAUUAGUGCUUUGCGCCAUUUGAAAGAUGCCGCUCAUUUAUUGGCGGAGGAGGAGGAUUGGCCUCCACUUUAUGACAUCACUUCACUAAACAAUAAUAAGGUACCGGUUGCAGCGGCUGUAUAUUAUGAGGAUAUGUACGUAAACUUCAAGGUGGCCAUGGAUACAGCUUCUCAGAUAGCUGGGAUUAGACUGUGGAUAACCAAUGAAUACAUGCAUUCUGGGCUGAGAGAUGCUGGAGGUCAAGUUUUUGAUCAUUUGAUGGGAAUGCUAAGUGGAAAGAAGCCUUUGUUUUGAUGCCUCUUGCAGUUCCUAUUCAUUUCCUUUCAUGGUUUUUAGUUUUAGUCUUGGUUUUGGUGUUGACCAAUUCGACAAGGGCUCAUUUAUUGGUGAGGGAUUGAUUCCAGUUUAGGCAUUUGAAACAUUAUUCCGGUCUGUGUGAUGCAACCUUUCAAUAACGAGGGAAAUGUGUGACUCUGAUCCGCAAGUCAUGUGAAUUAAUAUGUUUAAUAGCCACUUGGUGAAAAAUAAUUGAGCUGAGUGACACUGACACGUACAAAAAUGAUUUCUUUUUUUAA
This is a messenger RNA of Diospyros lotus (date-plum), 1915 nucleotides long. RefSeq lists its product as uncharacterized. The coding region runs from base 591 to 1634 and encodes 347 amino acids. The transcript is spliced from 10 exons. Lineage: Eukaryota; Viridiplantae; Streptophyta; Magnoliopsida; Ericales; Ebenaceae. The record is from RefSeq and is a predicted model, not a curated record.